AUGUCUCCAUCCAUUUUGCACGAUUAUAAUGGCCCCUCUGCCUUCCUCGGCAAGCAAGCCAAUAUUCAGCAGAAAUCUGGCAGCACAGCACCGGCAGUAUCCUUUCCGUCUGGCUCAGAGUUUGUGCCACCACCCUCUCGUUUCGUUGCGAAGUGUCAUCCGUUGGAAAAGCAGAUCACAGCCGAAGUUGAUGGGUACUUUCUCACCCACUGGCCGUUCAAGACAGCCAAAGACAGGAAGAAGUUUGUCGCCGCAGGCUUCUCGCGUGUCACAUGUCUUUACUUUCCCUUGAGUCUUGACGAUCGCAUCCAUCUCGCCUGCAGGCUUCUGACAAUUCUGUUUCUAAUCGAUGAUAUACUGGAAGACAUGUCUCUCGAAGAGGGAUGUGCCUACAACGAGAAACUCAUGCCUAUUGCUCGCGGUGAUGUCCAACCAGACCGCAGUGUCCCUGUAGAGUGGAUCAUGUACGAUCUAUGGGAGAACAUGAGGUCUCAUGAUAGACAAUUAGCCGACGAUGUCCUGGAGCCGACGUUCACUUUCAUGCGUGCCCAGACCGACAAAGCCCGACUCACGAUUCGUGGCAUGGGUCCCUACCUAAUCUACAGAGAGAAAGAUGUCGGAAAGGCACUUCUCUGCUCUCUAAUGAGGUUCUCAAUGGGUCUCCAAGUUUCGCCUGAAGAGCUCGUAUCCGUUCAACCCAUUGAACAAAACGUUGCCAAGCAUCUCUCUGUCCUCAACGACAUUCUGAGCUGGGACAAGGAGCUUCUGGCUGCGCAGACAGGUCAUCCCGAAGGCUCGGCGCUUUGCUCGGCAGUCCAGGUUUUGGCAGACGAGACGUCUCUCACAUAUGCAGCAGCAAAGAGAGUGCUGUGGGUCAUGUGCCGCGAGUGGGAGUACGAGCAUGAAUAUCUUGUUGAGAAGCGAAGGCAAGAUGAGAGAUUUCCACAUAGCGAGAAUCUAAUGCGGUACAUCAAAGGUCUGGAGUACCAAAUCAGCGGAAACGAGAUUUGGAGCAAGACCACGCUCCGGUACAAUGCACCUACCACCGGGUAG
Molecule: messenger RNA, 1053 nt
Organism: Bipolaris maydis ATCC 48331
Lineage: Eukaryota; Fungi; Ascomycota; Dothideomycetes; Pleosporales; Pleosporaceae
Product: isoprenoid synthase domain-containing protein
Source: RefSeq, a predicted model, not a curated record